GGCCCGGCUGGGCGGCGGCGGCGGGACUAGAGGAGAAGGAGGCGGCGGAGGUGGAGGUGGAGGGGGACGAGCCGCCUGCAGCCGGGAGAGCAGUCGCGGGGAGAGCGAGCCCCCGGCGCCGAGUCUCAUGGAGAACUGCUGUUGAGGAGAGAUCCAUUUGUUGGGAUGCAAUAAAAAAAAAAGAAUAAAUCAAGAUAAAACUGCUAAAUUCAAGUACCAGGAAAAUUACAACACAUCUCAGUGAAUUUGCAAGUGUUCUGAAUGGAACUGAAAGAUUAAAAGAAAGAAGAUACGUGAAGUUAAUGAUACUGAUCGUGUUGAGAGACAGAGACUUCUGUCAUUUCUUUUAGCACUUGAUAAUUGGCAAGAUUGUAAAAAUAAACAUUCUUUUUAAUGUUUCUCUUUUUUAGGUUCAUCUUUGCUUGUGGAUUGGUAGGCAGUCACAGGGCUGCAGAAUGGGUCUCCGGAUUCACUUUGUUGUUGACCCACAUGGUUGGUGCUGCAUGGGUUUGAUUGUCUUUGUCUGGUUAUACAACUUUUUUUUAAUUCCCAAAAUUGUCCUCUUUCCUCACUAUGAAGAAGGACAUAUUCCAGGCAUAUUAAUAAUAAUAUUCUAUGGCAUUGCCAUGUUUUGUCUGGUUGCUUUAGUGAGGGCCUCAAUAACUGAUCCAGGAAGACUCCCUGAGAACCCAAAGAUCCCACAUGGAGAAAGGGAGUUCUGGGAAUUGUGUAACAAGUGUAAUUUGAUGAGACCGAAGCGUUCCCAUCACUGCAGUCGCUGCGGCCACUGUGUUAGGAGAAUGGAUCAUCACUGUCCAUGGAUUAACAAUUGUGUUGGUGAAGAUAACCAUUGGCUUUUUCUGCAGUUGUGUUUCUACACUGAACUUCUUACUUGCUACGCACUGAUGUUUUCUUUCUGCCACUAUUAUUACUUUCUUCCGCUAAAAAAGCGUAAUUUGGACCUCUUUGUUGUUAGACAUGAAUUGGCCAUAAUGAGACUAGCUGCCUUUAUGGGCAUUACAAUGUUAGUUGGAAUAACUGGACUGUUUUAUACUCAACUAAUUGGCAUCAUCACAGAUACAACAUCUAUUGAAAAGAUGUCAAACUGUUGUGAAGAAAUAUCGAGGCCCCGAAAGCCAUGGCAGCAGACCUUCUCAGAAGUUUUUGGCACUCGUUGGAAGAUCCUGUGGUUUAUUCCUUUCAGGCGGAGGCAACCACUGCGAGUUCCCUACCACUUUGCCAAUCACGUCUAAACAGAUGGAUGGUGGGCACAGAUGGGUACUCCAUGCUGGAAAUGCGUUACAGGUUUUCUGAUAAUAGAACUAUGACAGUCUUCAAGUCAAUUAAAAUCCACCCACCAAUCUUAAGCAUCAUAAUGUGCCCCAGGCUUUAUUUUAAUAGUGAUCUUGAUCCUGUUGUGGGACUAAUACAAGAUCUAUAUUUAAGUUUUAAAGCAUGUUUACUUUCAAAUUAGCUUUCCACAGGGAUUUCUUUAAAUGCUUUUGUUAUUAAACUCAAAAGGCACUGAUUGGGAUGAAAUAAUUGUACAUAAUUUCUUUUAGUACUAACAGUGUUACAGGUUUCAAUUUAUGGGAAACUUCAGAUGUUUAUUUAAAAUUUUCACUCUUAAGCAGUACUAACCAAAUCUGAAUUUAAUUCUUCACAUUUUACAAAAGUUGAUAUACCUUUUAUGUAAAUUUUCUUUUUCAAAUACAAUUUAAAAUAUGAUAUACUCCCUUUUAUAUGUGUUGCGAGAUUUUUUUUAAAUGCAGCAUAUAAGGUUGAACAGCAACAAAAACCAAAAGCAGCAACACAAAAAAAGGACUGUGUUUUCUUAGAAGUAGCUUUCUGAUUUUUUUUCUCUUCACCAAAAACUAAAUAAAAACACCACUAAAGUAAAAUACCAACUACCUACCUUAUUUUAAAAGAAAAAUUAAUUUUUUCCACAUUAACUUUCCCAUUUCUUCUCCCUCUACUGUUGUAAUUAUUGGUUUUUGUUGAGAUAUUUGCUCUGAGGAAGAAUUUUUGACUAAACAGACGUGUUCCUAUUUUACCCUAAGAUUUUGAUGAGCAAAAGCAUAAAGAAUUUGCAAUAAUUCCACUGAUACCUUUUUUCGUGUAGUUAUAUUAGAAUGUGUUAUGUUUUUUAAAUGCUUGUAAACUAGAUAACAUGUAAUGUAUAGUAUAAAGAGGAGUAUUGUGCUUUUGAAAAAAUGUAUACUUUUGACUUUUGUUUACCUAUUAGAUCUAAAUGACACCUUUAAGAUUUUCAUGUAAUAAAUAUUGACCAACUAAUAUUGAAAUUUUAUUUAUAGAAAGUUACUAGUAAAAGUAAGUAACUUUUGUGUACCUGUAAUCACCCAAAUUGAAAUUAAAUUUUAAUUGCCCAGCUGUAAUCUGGAUGGAGAGACCUUUCGUCAUAGCUAAUGUUAGGAAAUGACCUAAAAAUAAGAAAGUAUAGUGAUCUGUAUUCAUGAUUAGCCUUAUAAAAAUUUGAAUUGCUGAUAGUGAUGGUCUCUUGGAAAGUAUAGAACAUUUGUAUGAAAAAAAUAUUUAGCAUGUUUUGAAAAAAAAUUCAGUUAACAUUUUUUUUUUCCAUUAGAAUACUGCAAAAUCCAUGUAUCUUUUCUAAAGAAAUUAUGUAUUCAGUCUUUCUCUUGAAGAGAGGAUUGAAGGGGUGUCUAGUGUUCUUGGAGCAUAGCAGUAUUUCCUUUUUAGUUAAUUUUGAUAGCAAGGAGUCAUACCUGAGAAAUCAUGAAACAGAAGGUUAACCAUUGUCAGCAAGUUAACUGGAUUGUGUUUAGUUUUUAGAAACUGUAAAUAAUCUUCUAAAGUAAUAGAAUAAGGUCUUCUCAGAGAAAUAAGUACCAUGUCUCUCAUGUUCUGAUUACAAUGCUUUAUUAUGUAAAAACCUAGACAUGGCAGAUAAAAAUAUUUAUUGGUGCUGAUAAGUUGCAUAGUAAAUUUAAUAUAAGAAAUAUAUUUAUAGAGCUUAAUGAACCACAAAAUUAGUAUAUUCAUGCCAGGCAAAUAAAUGGGUAGGGUUUUGUGCAAGCUAACAUAUUAACCAAAUUUGGCCUAGUGACAGAAGUUAUAAGGAGUGUAGAUAAUGUAGAUAGAUAUCAGUCAAAUGCCUUAUGCUGUAUACAUUCCUUUCAAAUGAGGACCUUGAGCAAACAGCAUAGCCAAGUGAGGACUCCUAAAGAGCUUUAUGGAUGUAUUUAUACUUCAUGUAGUAGCAGUAGCUACCUUGAAAGGUAGUGGGGAGGUCAGUGCCAACCUCUGCCUCGGUGAUGAGAACCAGAGGUGGUCUCUUUCCUCAUCUAAGAGUCUCUGUUUCUGGCUUUCUUAGAUUGCCCAAUUAUAGGGCACAUUCUUUUCGCUUCUUUCUCUUUACUUUCCCUGAUCCUGAUCCCACUGUAGCUGAUUCUUCUAAGUUACUGAAAUACAGACCAAUACGCUAGGCAAGGCAUAUAUUUAUUUUUCUUUGAAUGGCAAAAAUGCUACAUAUCAAUAUAUUUAUAUAAGAGUCUAUAUAAAGUAUAGCUAUAUAUACUUAUGUUGUAACUUUAAGUAUUUUCAAGUUAGCACACCUAACUGGGUUUUGUGAUUCUUGGUAGACCACGUGAGAGAAGCCCCCUGGCACUUUGCUAGGGCGUGCAUGAACUCUGGCGUUCUCUCUACGCCCUCUUUUGGCUAAUUGAUGUAAUUAUACUGGCUUUAGAGACUUAUUGCCCCACAAGUGAAUUGUAUAGUCAAAUUCUGAACAUAUCAAAGGUACAAAUUUAAGGGAAGUCUAUGUAAAAAAUUUAAGGUUUUAUGAACAUUAAUGUGUUCCUAUUUAUGAUUUUGAUGUCUAGUUCAUACAGGUAUGACCUCUUUUCCUCAUUUAUGUGUAUUCAUAUUGUAUUUUUUUUUACUGUCAGAUUUAUAUCAGAUGAGGAUAAAUACACAUGAAACCAUUUCAGGAAUUUUAUUUUGAACCUUAUUUUGGCAAAUUAAGCCUUAGAAUUGAAAAAACUAUUACCUUAAAAUUACCAACUUACUACAAAACAAAUUUAUUGUAGUUAAAAUAGCAAGCGUCUAGUGUGUUUUACUGAAUAUAUAAAAAAAUACAUUUAGUUUUUAAUCCUAGUUUUGGAAUGAAUUUUUUUUACUGAUUCAAUUGCAUUAAAAUAAUGAGAUUACUAAUUCUUUCUAUAAUUUUCUUCAUUCCUUUUAAUUAUCCUACUGUGAGUUAGAACUGUACCUUUAGUAGCUGAUUUAUUAUGUAUUCUGGAUAACCUUGAAAAUAACUAAUGAUGUUGAACAUUAGAAAAAUAAUUAUGAGCAAUGAGAUUAUUGAUGUAAUCUAUUUAUUGGAUGAAAUAUUUCCUUAUAAACAUUCCAUUUCAUUUUAAGUGAAAUGUAUGUUAAAGGAUGUUUUAUGUCAGCAAAGUCAUUAAUUGGGCUUCUGGAAAUGAAAGAUUUUUAAGUAGUUAUUAGAAUUUACACCUCUUGAACAAUUAUGUUUGUUGCUGUUUAUUUCUGCAAACAAAAAUAUUUUCUAGGCUCAAGAUUGUGGGCAAAAAUUGACUGAGUUCAAAAAUUUAAAAAUAUUAAAUCAGCUGACGUUCCACUGUAAGAAAAAUAACUAUUUUGCUUAAGAAUUGUAUUAAAAAUAUUUGUGGUUAACUUAAGAAAUAGGUAUAUUUAAAAUAGUAAUAUAUUAAUCUCUUUGAGCAGAAGAAAGCAUAGUUUUAAAUAAUAGAAAUAGAAAACAUAAGCAUAGAUAAAGUUUAGUGUAACAGCUAAGUUAAAAUUUCUGUCAGAAUGGGCAUUAGUGAUUGUUUGCUAAAGCUUAGGAGUAUUUUUCUCUAGGACGGUGGCUAAUUAUAACUAUUCUUUAUUGGGCUUUUUCAGGCCACUUUUGUACAAAUAAUAAAUUGAAGGUAUGUCUCACCCCAAAGGGUGUUUUGAUGCUAAUCAGGAAGACUUGCGUUAGGAGAACACCUCCACCCAAGAUGUAUGAAGUAAUUUUGAUUUUUAACCAUGUAGCUUUCUAUGUGUUAGAUGAUGGAGUGGUUUGAAUGUUCUCACUUAUGUUGGUAUAAAAUCACAAUAUAUGCAGCUGUAGUUUACAGAAGCAUUAAUAUUAACAGAGCUGCUAGUCUCCCUGGACUUUUCUCUAGUGUCUACUUCCCUUAGUGCUUCUUGUGUGAAUAGACUACUUAGCUCAAGUUUACUGAACUAUUGCUGCUUUACUAAAUAAGUUUUUGACAUGACCUCUAUAUGUGUAGAUAUAUCUAGAAUUUAUUUGGUACAAUUUAUACUUAUAAACAUUCAAUAAUUUAUUAAUAGAUAUGAGAUUUUUUUACCCAAUUCUCCUACUGUUGCUUUAAAAAAAAAAAGUAUUAGCAAAUGUAGUUAGUAAGUCAUGCACAUUUAGUAUGUUCUACUUGCUAGUAUUAGUAGCCAUAAAACUAAUAAAUGAAUGAAUGUAGUAUUUAAUGUCCACAUUUAUUACUUUAGAUCCUAAGAAUCCUCUGAAUUUCUCUGUAAAUCACUAAUUUCAUUGAACUCUGAAUUUAGCCAUUCUCAACUGAAUCCUAGAAUAUUCUUCAGUAGAACAUGAAAAAGUAAUAGAAUCAACUUGCUUGAAGUACUUUGAAUCAAUGUUGUUGUUGUGUCUAUCAGUCAAUAUUUAACAUUUCUGCUGUGUUGGGGAUGGUGAUGGUUUAACUUCAGGAAAGUUUUCUCUUAUGUCUCCUUUCAUUAUCAUUGUGUAAUUUUUAACAACUAAAUUUAGUGCAUUUUUGUCUGUUCUUCAGAUGUUAUCGUAUACUGCCUGCUAGUGCUAUUUUGAAACAGAAAUAGUAGUGAUCUUUAUUCUUACGUUUUUGGUGUUUUCCACUAUCAUUAAUUUUUUUUUUUUUUUUGCUGUAUUAUUUCCUUUUUCCUUUUUCUACCAUAGAGUACAGGUAUAAAUGAGGAGUGAGUAGCCAAAACUGGAUAAAGAGAGUAGGGGAACAUAAUGAGAUAGAGAGAAGGCUAGACAGACGAUGUAUAAUCAGCAUCUUAACAGCAGGGUUUACUGGACACAGAAUUUCCCUGCUGCAAUCACUUCAGCCUUAGCUCUUGUUGAUACCGUUUACUGUUAGAGUUGUUAAUGCACGUAAGCAUUUCGUUUGAGUUAUUUUACCUAAGGAGUUUAUAUUGCUGAUUCUUGUCAGCUAGUCAGAUGCCUUUGAGAAAUUCUUUUUAAUUUUAAACAUCAUAAUUGUAUAGUGUCUGCUGUCAGGAAGUUUCAAGAAUUAUGCGGUAGUACAGCUAUUUAAUGCCAAGGAGAAGUGAAUAGGUUGCCUAAAGUUUGACUGAAAAAACUAGGACCUUUUCAUAAGUCUCCUAUUAUGGAGAGAGGAUACUAUGUAUUAAAGUAGAAUUUGUCACCAGAGAGAAAAUCAACUGUUUGUAUAUGAAGGGUGAUUUUUCACUCUAAAUUUUGGACUGUUUCAGAUAUUUUGAGAUCUUGAGGGUCUCCAUAGCUAUUGGUAUUGUGAAUUCCUGUAACGUGUAAUAUGGUGCCUACCACAGUCGUGCACACUUCUGAUCUUUUUGGUAUUGAUAGCUUUAUAUAUAAACAGAGAUGUGGACAAAACAGUAGCAACAAAAGGUGUGUUUCUUUUUGUGGCUUUGCUUGUCUGUUGACUAAGUACAGGGUUAUUUGUGUAGGCUGUUAACUAAAGGGAAAGCUUGUCUGCAUAUUGCAAGCUCAUUCUUGCCAGUAUGUGUUGGGUGAUGUUUGCACUACUGGUGCCUGAAGUUAGUGUUUUACAACCUCAAUAACUAAAACAUCCUGGUGCUACUCACUUUAGCCUUGAGUGACAUUUUUAACUCCCGUACCAAAGAGUUAAUUUUCUUUUCAGUUCCCAGAGGGUUCUCUUCUCACAUCCUUGUGUUUAUAAAGGAGAAUUUGAUGUUACUAAGAACAGUUCUGAUUAAUAGAUGUUAGUUUUUGCACACUGCUGCCUCAAUUUAGUUGGCUUUAAAUGUCUCUCAUUUGGACUUUCUAACUUUUUAGUUAGGAAGAUUAGUAUGAUGUUUAAUUUUGUAUUUUCAUAUAGAUUGGCCACUUUAAAAAGUAGUUUGGUAGGUUGAACUUACAAAAGCUAAUUGAAACACUUUUCACAAGAUUUUUUUUUUUUAAUCUGCAGGAAUAAAUGAGAAAUAAUAAGAACUCCACUCUUCCUACAAAUGAACUGUAUGGCUUGUUGGGCCCUUUUAAUCAAUUCUGAAGCAAAAUGCUAAAAGGAAAAGUUAAAGGCCCAUUCUGAUAACAGAUGAAGUUUUCUGCAUCUGUGUGUGUAUUAGUGGUAUUAAAGAAUGAUAUUGCCAUUUUUCUAUUUUGCAAAUAAAGAUAAAAUCAAAGGAAAUGUUAAAAUAUACACAUAUAUAUGUGUGUACACACAUGCACACAAGCACACAUAUGCUUGUCUAAGAGGAAACGCAAAACUUUCAUUUAAACAAAACUAAUAGGAAAUUGAACUUUAUGUCCCCCCAAAAAACCUAGAAAAUCCCUUCACGUAAGUUAUAGUUGAGUAUUUUAAAAACUAAUUCUGCUUAGUGAUUCAUUUUGUGAAAAAUGAAAGAAAACACCCUUUAGAAGUAGUUGUAACCGUCCAGUGUAAUACUGUUAUGCUUACUAUCCUGUUUUCCCUGUUUUUUUCCCCACAAACCUUUAAAGCAUUCAUUUAGUGUCCUUGAAAAAUGUAGCUGAAUUGAUUAAAAAUUCUGGCAAGAAGAUAACUGAGUGUGUGUAUUGGAAAAGUAGACAAUCACAUUUGAGAAUGCUCUGCAUAGUUUUCAAUCAACUAAAAUCGUUCUGUCUUUGAAUGUAGAUAUAAUAUAUGGUUUUGCAGUGAAUUCUGAAUGGAAAAAAAUCAUGCCUGAAACUAAUGUGAGAUGUGACUUAGGAUCACGUGAAUGGCAUAUUGAAAUACAAAUGUACAUAUUAUUAGGGGGAAAGACAAAAUUUAAAAGCAAACUGGGAAGAAACAACAUUGUCUCUAAUUAUCCAAAUAUAUUUUUAGGUCUUGUUGCUGCAGUAUCAGUUCUGAGUUACUCAGAUUAGAUUAUUUAUGUGUCACUUAAUUUAAUGUGGCUAAAUGCAGUCAUUUAUUUAAAUUGUUGGGUAGUAGAAGAUUCGCAACUGUUGUCCUCUAGAGUAUUAAAAAGAAAUGUCUGCUUUAGCAUAGGUAGAAUAAAGUGACUAAAUGAAAUCAUAGGAAGAAUUUUCUCUACAACUGGAGAUACUCAGGCAAAUGAGUUGUAAGUUUAACCUGAGGGAAUAAAAUAGACUUUUGAAGGAACUGAGUGUAGAUGAUCUUGCUUGUAUGGGCUUUGUGUCCCUAGAAUUAAUCUUUUAAAAUGUGACUGGCAAGUUUAAUGAAUUGGAAAAAUUUGUGAUAUUUUGAGGCUCUUAAAAUUUUGUGUCAACUUCAAGUGAUGUUUAAUAUUAUAUCCUCCCUAAAAUAAAAGACUUUUCUUUUGAUAGUGGUAUGUUCCAAGCGCCAUGUGACGAUUCUGUUCUUAGAUUUGUUGGGCAUUUUUACAUUCAGUGCAUCUGUUUAAAUCUGAGUGUUAUUCUGCUGCAUGUCUGCUGUGUUAACUUGUCAGUUCCCCUAACAACAUUUAAAGAAAUAUUGUCACUGAUGUUUCUUGUGCUAAAGGUAAUAAAGAAAAUAGUAGUUGAGGGAUAUGAAACUAGAUUGAGAAGAGGGAGGAAAAUGAUAAGUGGGAGCCAUGUAUCCGAGAUACACUUGUUGAAAUGAAAAGUCUACACUGGUUUUUGAAUGAAAAACAAACCAUGUAUCUACCUUAAGAAUGAUGUUUUGUUUUGUUUUUAAUUUAUUUUGCUUAGUUUUAUUCAUGUAAUAUUUCUGUUUUCUUUGCAGAUUGUUUUUUAAUUUAAAUUGUGAAGUUUUUACUUCUCUCAAAAUGUAUUAUGUACUGUAUUUUUAGAUAUCUUAUUUUUAAAUAAAUAUUUUUUAAAAACA
Dama dama (fallow deer) is the source of this 9035-nucleotide messenger RNA. It is a transcript of the gene ZDHHC21, whose product is annotated as zinc finger DHHC-type palmitoyltransferase 21. Bases 456 to 1253 code for a protein of 265 amino acids. The transcript has 10 exons. Gene Ontology annotation, molecular function: protein-cysteine S-palmitoyltransferase activity. Gene Ontology annotation, biological process: peptidyl-L-cysteine S-palmitoylation; protein targeting to membrane. The record is from RefSeq and is a predicted model, not a curated record. Gene Ontology annotation, cellular component: endoplasmic reticulum; Golgi apparatus. Lineage: Eukaryota; Metazoa; Chordata; Mammalia; Artiodactyla; Cervidae.